Aureobasidium musti is the source of this 855-nucleotide messenger RNA. The record is from the annotation of a GenBank genome assembly. Lineage: Eukaryota; Fungi; Ascomycota; Dothideomycetes; Dothideales; Saccotheciaceae.
AUGCCGGAAUUAAACGAAGUCAGCUACUCUCGCGAGGCCACUAUCGCUGCCUUCCGCGAUUACUAUCAAUUUCUUCUAGCGAUGUUCUUGCCUGAACAUUUUCUUCUGGAACCACCACCUGGAGGCUGGCCUGCUAUUACAAAAGAAAACACGCACCUCUUAGGCAAGGNNGAUGACGAAGUCUUCGAGCUUAUGCGACAUCUUCCCUACGUCCCGGAGGAGACGCUACUCGCGCCCUACGCCCGGGUUGGCAAUUGGCCUUUCCUACUCGGCUUACAUCCCAAGAAUCAACAACCCUUUGACGAAUCAGAUGUCGAGGGCACGAGGAUAAUUACAGAAGGGUUGGAUUGGGAGGACAUCCCUUCAUCGGCGUUCGGCAUCACGCGUGGCGAUGUCAGAUUCAUCCUCGACACUCGAUUUGGUAUUGUGCACUGGUUGGAANACCCUGGAGAAAUCCAAGAAAGUGCUGCGAGAGAGCCUAUCAUGGAAGAUUUCGACGAUUGCACGCCAGAGAAUGAACACGAGUGGCGAUGCGGCACCGCCUGGGCCAUUCCUGAUUUCUUCGAGGUUCUGAAAGACCAAUAUAGGGAUCUCAAGUACAUUCCCCUACAUGGGCUCCGGAUCGAAGAGUUUCCUGAGGAGUUCGAGGAAGGCGAUGGUCCCCUGGGAGGAGGACCUUUCUUCCGCUCGGUGAGACAAAUCUACCGGGAGCACGGUUGGCCGGAUCUGUCUGUGUACAAGAAGAAAGAAUGUCUUGACGCUAUCGAGAAGAUGAUCGAAGAUCGCUUCCCGAAGAAGAUCUAUAGGCCAGUAAUCAAACACGAUUUCUACAAGGGAGGCAUGCAUAAGCUCUAG